This is a messenger RNA of Drosophila ficusphila, 1061 nucleotides long. RefSeq lists its product as uncharacterized. Lineage: Eukaryota; Metazoa; Arthropoda; Insecta; Diptera; Drosophilidae. The transcript is spliced from 2 exons. Bases 343 to 906 code for a protein of 187 amino acids. The record is from RefSeq and is a predicted model, not a curated record.
UCAGUCGAUCGCGCUGCCAUACGAUUCAGUUAGUCAUUUGAUCUCGAGUCGGACGGUUCGCGCGCGGAAGAUUUUUUGGGAAAAUGUCGCGAAGUUCGGAAAAUCGAUGUAUAUGAUCGGGAGUAUACCGAAAAGUGAUUAAAACACCAAGCAACCACUGAAGAAUGGAAAAGUAAGCUGCUAUUAAAGAUUAACUGCAAACCACAUCGUGAAUUACGCCUGAUGUCCGCAAGUGUGCGUGUGUGUGUAACAAUGUUGAACAAGGUGGAAGGCCAACUUUUUAAAUCCCAAAUAAUCUGAAGGAAGUACGCCGCUUGGAUUACAGGGUAAAUAGAGGAAAUUAUGUCCAGGAUAUGCGGGGUGGAGUGCUACCUUACAACUCUAUCUUCACAGCUGAAGCCUUCGCCAUAUUACAAGCCUGCCUCUUCUCCACGAAACAAUUUGAAUACUUUGUUAUCUGUACUGAUAGCCUUUUCACCUUAUGCAGAUGCUUUAAGGAACUGGGGGCACACCGAUCCCACAAUCGUGGAGAUUAGAAAACUUUCCACCACCAACAAGAUAACUCUUUUAUGGACCCCCAGCCACCAAGGAAUCGUUGGCAACGAACUGCCAGAUCAGGCCACCCAGGACAUGAGACUAAAACCGUCUUUUCUUUUUACACCUUUCAACAGCAAGGGCAUAAGAAAUCGAAUCCAACUUCACCUUAAGGAUAAACAAAUUGGUGAAUGGCAAUUACUUGACCACCGAUAUUUUUCCAUUAAUAAUACCUUCACAAGAAUUUCCCAGCCUGCCUACAUCUCCUCACAGGAACACAACGUCCCGUCUGCCACCUGCUUAACUCAUGCCGUCUUCUGGAGAGCGUCAGGGCUCUUAUUUUCAAAGAACAAAAACCUUCAGGCACUUUAAAUAUAGUUUCACAAGUACCUUCACAAAUCCGUUGUUAAAACCAACCUAAAUAUUUAAGUUUUUUGUAUUGGGAAAUAAUGUUAAGAAACUAUUUACGAAUUACCAAAAUAAACUGAACAUUUUAGCAUAUGGUUUUUAAGUAAAUUUAUAGAUUA